AUGCCUAAAUUUUACGAGGAAGAAGCUCAAAGUAAUCUUUUGAGUAAGAUGACCAAUCAAUAUCUUUUAGAAGAAACCGUUUCGGACAUGUCGAUUGUAGAAGGAAUAACAGAUGAUUCAAUGGGCAAAGAUGAUGUGAGAGCGUUCAGGAAGGAAUAUAAAAGGCAAUUACAAGAGAAGGAGAAUCAGGGUAAAGUCAGUCGACAAAAUCUAGAAAAGGCAAAGAAUGUUAAGUGGUACAUAGGAAGAGCAGCGGAUCAACAGCCUGUUUGUGAAGCUUGCGGAGAUAUGAACCCGGAAUGGGUGAACUGGAAAUCGGCUUGGGCUGCAAGAGGAAGUGAACUUGAUUGGGGUCGAUGUCCGUUUGAAGCGAGUCCGAUAGGAUCAGAAAAAUAUCUUCGUCCAGGUGAAUGUGCUGAGAGAGAAGCGGGGUAA
This is a messenger RNA of Kwoniella mangroviensis CBS 8507, 435 nucleotides long. RefSeq lists its product as uncharacterized. Bases 1 to 435 code for a protein of 144 amino acids. NCBI's taxonomy places the organism in Eukaryota, Fungi, Basidiomycota, Tremellomycetes, Tremellales, Cryptococcaceae. The record is from RefSeq and is a predicted model, not a curated record. The transcript has 2 exons.